CCAUUUUUUCCUUCUGGAGGAGAGUGAAACAGCACAAUACAUCAUUUGUUUUACUUAAAUGUAAAUCAUAAUUUCAUAUCAAUUAGGUAACUUUGGCGGCUGCAUUUUGUCCUGUGUGGUGCGUGGUUGGUAGUGCAUCGUCCAGGUGGAUUGCACACUUCCGUGACACCAGGACUGGAGCGCUCGCGGAUUGGUAGCAAGACUAGAAAAUUGUCGACGCGACAGCCAUCCUUUAUAACCCGAGACGCCAAAGGAAGCUAAGGAGCAAUGUAUCAGGUCCCUGUUGGAAACUUGGAGAACAUCCGAAAAACAAGGAGAAAAGUGAAACACAUUCUAAGUGAUUUUGGACUGGAGGAUUGCCAAAAUCUUCUUGAAGAGCUGCAGAAGGAGAAGAAGAACUCUGAUGAAGAUUCUGAUUAUGAUGAUCAAGCAUUCCAGGAGACCGAUUGGGUGGACCUUAGUGAGCCAUUCCCUGGCAAGAGGAAGAAAAAGUGGCCGUACCGGACACGCCUGUUAUGCUGCACCCUCUGCAAGUACUCCACCCGCAACUGGUACUCCUACAAGAGUCAUCUGCAGCGCAACCACGAGUAUGAGAGGAACAUGUGUUCCCUGGUGCCCUGCCAGAUUUGUCCUUUUGUCGCCCACCCCAGAGUCCUUAAGAAACACCUUCUGUUCUUCCAUGGCUCGCCGAAGGUGGACCAAGACCCGGCGCCUUUAAAUUCAACCGCCAAGAAAGUGGAGCGGUUUAAGUGUCGCAAAUGUCGAUACGUGGACUCAAACCUGUUCUCCAUGAAGAAGCACGUCCUUUUGAACCACUUAGAGAAGCUGUGGCACCACUUCUCAGGCCGGAGAUCAGACGCUAAGUUUCCCCACUCAGCCUCCAGGCAGUUUUGUAAGGUGUGUAAGAUGGCCAUAGAUAACACGGAACACAUGUUGCACCACAUCCUGGCCUCGCCCGCACACCAGUGGGCUUGCGCUCAGAUCCGAACCUGGAUCAUGGAGAACACUCAGUACGCCAAGUCCUUAAACUACCAAACACUAGCCCCUAAAAACCAGCUGCCCUCGGGUUACAGCCCAGAGCAGCUGGCGGGGAAUCCGCUGUCCGUGCAGCAGCCCAACGGCGGCACGGCUUUCUCCGUGAUGCAGGGACCUGCGCCCAACAGCUCCACCUUUGUCUGCGCCCCAGGACCCAACCAGAACCUUCUCCCCCCUCAGGCGUCGGCUCUGGUCCAGCUGGCCAGCGCAGAGGCGAAGGGCCUUCUCCAGCCCGGCGCCGCUGUCACUCUCCAGAGUGCCCUGCAACAAGGGGCAAUUUCUGCCAACAUGCCCAUUGGUCAGACCAUGGUCAGAAUGCCCUCUGGCUCGCUACACGGUGCUCACCACAGCCAGGUGCCUCUCAACAUAGGGGUCCCCGGCCAGCAGCAGCCCCAGCAGGUCUUCCUGCCUCCGGGGGUGCAGGUCAGCAUCCCAGGGAUGCACCAGCCCUUCAUGGUGGCUCAGCGGCUUCCCCUGAACCAGAGUGCCCACCAGGGUGGCAUGCUCCAGAGCGGCCCACAGGGCACUAUGCUAACAUCCCAGUCCCUCCUCAGCCACCUCGUCCCCACGGGAAACAAGGUCAACGGCAUGCCCACGUACACCUUCGCCUCCCCGGUGGGCAUGCCCAGUCAGGCGGGCAACGUCCAGCUGAUUGGCAAGGGCCCGUUACCCAGCUCUCAAAACGCUGCUCCGCCGCCGCCGCCUCCACCCGUCAAGCCAGCGGGGAACCCCGCGCUUAACUCCAAAGCCAAGAAGUGGAUCACCUGUCCCAUCUGUAAUGAGCUGCUCCCCUCCAACGUCUACGAGGCCCACCAGCAGGCUGCUCACAAGGCCCCACCCAGGACGGCGAGGCAGCAGGGCCUGGCUGCGCGCGCUCCCUUCCUCAGGAAGAUGCCGGACAAGACGGUCAAGUGUCUGAUGUGUAAGAUCCUGCUCUCGGAGAAGGGUCUCUUUGAGCACCUGCUGCACGGGCUCAACUGCCUCUACUGUCCCGGGAUGUUUUACUCCAUCCAGCAGCUGGUCGAACACACCAACACCCAACACAGUCCGACACAAAAGGCCAACUGUGACUUCAUGAGGCGGGAAUAUAGACUGUACACAGACGACAGUGGGAACCUUCUGUUCCCCUACUUUGAUAUCAAUACCACAGCCCCCAAAGAGAUAAUGGGAGAGGCCGAGCUGAAACUGGCCCUGGUCACAAACUCUCUGGACCUGAUUUUCUUAAAGAUGCAGCCUGGCAGUAAACAGGAAGUGUGUCGGAAUCCAAGUAAGACUUCACGCACCGACUGCCCUUUCUGCGAAGAGAAGUGUGUCACGGUAGAAAACUACCACAACCAUCUCAGCACGAAGCAUUGCAUAGCGCCCACAGUGCACGCUAUCCUUAAGACCGCAGCGUUUAAAUGCAUCUACUGCAACGGCGUCUACACGGGCAAGACAACGCAAAGGGCUAUAGUCAUCCAUCUACAGCGCUGCCGUCGUGCACCCAAGACCCCGAAAGAUGUGGAAAGACUCCAGCCUGUUCCCACCAAUGGACACAAGCAGCAGCAGCAGCAGCCGCAGAAAGUCAUGGCCCUUAACCAGAUGAUUCAGGGGCCAGGUCUAUACUCUGCCCAUCCCCCUCCUGUUCCCACAUCAGUGCCUGCCUCUGUUCCCGCUCCUGUCCCCCAGCCCUCUGAGUCCCAUGCUGAGCUGCAGAGCAAGCUGAGGCUGGAGGCUGCUUUCAAGGAGGCCAUGGAGGCCAACAAGAAAGAGAGAGAGGCCCGGGCAGCCUUCCGGAAGCAACGAGAUCGGGAGAAACGAGAGCAGGCAGCCCUAGCCCAGGCAGCCUUAGCCCAGGCAGCCCAGGCCGCCGCCCAGGCCGCUGCCCAGGCCGCCGCCCAGACUGCCGCCCAGACUAUUCAGCUGGCGCUGGACCCAAGCGGGAUGGAAAAACGCCCGUCUGAAGAGCGUAAAGACUUCCUCACCAGAUACUUCCAUGCCAAGCCGUAUCCAACCAAAACUGAGUCUGAGGAGCUAUCCAAGAGGCUUUGGCUGACCCGGACUGAGGUUUCCACACUGUUUGGAAUGAAGCGCCUCAAGUGUAUGAAGGCAAUACAGAAGAACAGCCCUACCAUCCUCAUGGGCUUCAACAUGACUGAGCUGAAUAAACUAAAGCACAACCUCCUCAUCCCAGAUGUGGAGCCUGUAGAAACAGAAAAGGUAGCUGACCAGGAAUUGGAAGCAGAGGAACCAGAACAGACAAAUUCUCCAGAACAGGAACCAGAAAUGGCUGUUCCAGAAGAGAAACCUUCAGAACGAGAGAAAGUGGAUGUUUCUGAAAAUGAACAUUUAGAACCAGAACCAAUGGCUAUCUGACUUGUCACCUCAGAGUGCAUGUACAGUAUAUAUUGACAUCCUUGCACUUUAGAAACAUAGCUUUUUCUUUUGUAAUAAGUUUGGGGGGGAGGGGUACUCACCACACUUUGUUAUGGUAUUGGCAGCAUUGCAGAAACAAUUUUAUUUUCAUAAACAGUAGAUGGCACUGACUGAAUAAUUGGUAACCCGGCACCAGUGUAUGGAAGUGUAUAAAUGCUUCUUGUAAACAUUUUGCUAUCUUACUGAACCUUUUUAUUUCCAGUUUAUUAUUGGUUAUUCUGAUACUUUUCUGUUUUGUUGGGCAGGAAAGUAUUAAUAAUGGGAGUUUUUGGAGAGGGAGAAGCGGGCUGCUUUAAAACCAAUGCUGCAACGGUACAUGUGAGCCAGUGGCAGCAGCUUAGGGCGCUGGAACGUCCUAGGACAACCACAAACUGUUUUCAGUUAGCACUUUAGGUUGUGUGUGUGAUAGGAACUUAAAUUGGGCUUUCUGGGUUCUCAUUCAGUACUGGGUUCUCUCUAUGAUUACCAAUGACCAAAUUAAGUGUUUAAAGAAAAGAGCUCCCUUCCUGCAGUCUAACUUGAAAGGGUUUGACAAUGAUGUGCGGUUAUUUUGCUGCCUAUGGGUCCCUCUGUGUGCACGACAUCAUGAAACCUUCAAAUGAUUGUGUUCUGGAAAGCAAUGUAAAUAAAAUAAAAGCCGUAUCACUGUUAAAAGGUUGUGGGUCUUCAAAAAAACACAACCCCAAAAACACAUGAAGAGCACCCUGUAAUUGUUGGAUAAGAAGCACUGAACCAAUGGUGAUAGCUGAAACAGCUGUUGGUAGAGGAUACCCAAACAUUGACUAGGGUGGUGUGUAGGAAGAUACAGUGAGUUUAUUGAAGGCUAUAAGAAGCUGUUUUUGGCCGGAGGCUGUGUAACCAAGUACUUUUGUCCAUGCAAUUGUUUUUCGUUCAUUGUCUUUACAGCAUUUACAAUCAAGUUAAUUGCUUCUACGAUGUUAAAGAUUGAAUAACGAGGGGUGGACAUGUUUUCUUUAAUUUUUUUUAUGGAAAGUUCUUUUCAAAGGAAUGAGAAAUAAUUUAGAAGUGCAAGGGUGCCAAAUGUUCAGUCGCAACUGUAUAUAGAUACCUUAACCUGGCUGACUGCAGCAGAUUGCAGUGCCCUGAAAUGUAUACUUUUAUAUGGAUGUUGCGCUCUGCUUGUGUUGUGAAGUCAUGGUAGAUUUAAUUGUAGAUGUUGACUUAUUACUCUCGUUUUCGUAGAACUAUACAUCUAAUAGUGACCUCACGGGCUACUUGUUCUGACAGACUUCUGCAUACAAAUGUGUAUGUGUGUGUGUGUGUGUGUGUGUGUGUGUGUGUGUGUAUAUAUAUAAAUAUAUAUAUAUAUAUAUAUAAAACAAUCUAAAGCUAAGUGAGGAUUUUAUUAGUGGGUCAUUGCUGACUCAAAUGGUGAUUCUGGGUAACACUUAUCUUUUGAAAGAAUGUGUUAUGUUCUUAAGCAACGGUUAAUCCACAACAGCCUUUGGGAUUGAGGAAUCUUCAAGAGAGGCUGUUAAUAGGAUUUAUUUUGGUAAGUAAUUUACUUGCUCAUGGUUUUGAAAUGCUUUCCUUACUAUUAAAGCUAUAAAGCACAGCUGUCUUUAGUAUUAUGGAAUGCUCAUAGAAUACAAACUGGGAUCAGUGAUGACUGACUUUAAGACAACUACACAAUUUACUUCCACAUUUGGAAUAUAACUGCAUUUGCCAAUAUAUUAUUUUAUAUUCCUGUAUCAGAAUACCUAUUUAAAACUGUAGUCAAUUAAAUAGUGUUGCGUUGGCUCAUAACCACAAUCAUUUUACUGUCCUCAUCCUUAUGUUAUUUUCUGUCAUUAUUUAGGGAAACAAUCUGUCUUGAACAUUAUUUUCAUAUGCUAAUUCCUCUUGUUUUCUCUUGUUCCUAUUCCUCAUCUUUCUACUAUAUCUGCAGUUAAUUGUCCGUUUUUUAUAAACUAUACCUGUUGGAUUUUAUAUGGGUUUUAGUCCUUGAAAAGCAAAAGUGUAUUGAAGGUUUGGGCCUAUUGAUGACUGCAGAAUAAAAAAAUGUUUUCCUAAAUGUU
Molecule: messenger RNA, 5489 nt
Organism: Esox lucius (northern pike)
Lineage: Eukaryota; Metazoa; Chordata; Actinopteri; Esociformes; Esocidae
Gene: adnp2b
Product: ADNP homeobox 2b
Exons: 4
Coding region: 268-3390 (1040 amino acids)
Biological process (GO): regulation of gene expression
Cellular component (GO): nucleus
Molecular function (GO): DNA binding
Source: RefSeq, a predicted model, not a curated record